CACACAUUUUGCCCAACAGAUUUAAUAAAAGUAUUUCUAUAGAAAGGUUCAUAUUUUGGUGACUUAAAUAAUGCCAAAUGAGUCAACUGAACCAGCAACUUGUUAGGAUGAUGCAUAAUUCAUGCCCCUAAAGUAGGUUGUACCAUUUGUGCCAGUAAAAAAACAGCAACAUUUCUCAGUAGAAUACAUGCUAGCAUAUGACUUUUAGUGUGACGCAUGCAAUGCUUUAAUUAUAUGUAAUAAGCGUCCAUUUAACGAGUGAGCAUUCAGCCCAUCCGCGAUCAAGCAUCACCAGCAUCAGCGCGUGCGUGCAGGGCGUGCAGACUCGUACUCGUGACACAAGGAGAGGGGAAAACAAGCCAGAAUAUCGCUUUUAAGAACGUUUGUUCGGGGAAAUGUCCCCAGCAUGACCUUUCCAAUGUCUACUGGUAUGAAGUGCGACUGAAUUUUGAAUUGAACUUCUGAAUAAACAUGACGCACUACGUUAAACAACAUUGUUUUGAUUCUGGGGCGUGACGUCAUCUACCAGUACACGAAAAUGGUUCCCCUUAGUUUUGAUUCGGAAAACAAACUGCUGGCAACUUUAAAUGUGGUUAUUUAACCACGUGACGGGUUGAACGCGGACGCACGGGAACUUCAAGACAUGGAAGCGUGCGCGGACAGGGGACGCAAACUGCGUUCCAUCUGUCGGAGGAUGUAUGACGAGAACGAAGAUUUCUCUGAUGUGGAGGAAAUUGUAAAUGUCAGAGGUUUCAGCUUGGAAGAGAAACUUGAGAGUCAGUCUUACAAUCACAGCUUUGUACAACGCAUGGAUGGAAAAGAUUUCACUUACGAGUAUGUUCAACAAGAAGCUCUCCGAACACCAUUACUUUUUGAAGUCAAAGACGGACUAGGCAUUAGAAUGCCCGACCCAGACUUCAGUGUCAGCGAGAUCAAAGCUUUAGUGGGCAGCCGUCGUGCUCUGGACGUGAUGGACGUGAGCACGCAGAAGGGGACGGAGAUGAGCAUGGCCCAGUUCGUACGCUACUACGAGACCCCCGAGGAGGAGCGGGACAAGCUCUUCAACGUCAUCAGCCUGGAGUUCAGCCACACCAAGCUGGAGAGCCUGAUCAAGAGACCCACAGUGGUGGACCUUGUGGACUGGGUGGACAACGUGUGGCCUCCUCACCUGAAGAAACAGCAGACGGAGUCCACCAACAUCAUCACAGAGAUGAAGUACCCCAAAGUGCAGAAGUACUGCCUGAUGAGUGUCAAGGGCUGCUUCACAGAUUUCCACAUUGACUUUGGAGGGACUUCAGUCUGGUACCAUGUCUUCAAAGGAGGCAAGAUCUUCUGGCUAGUGCCCCCUACUGCCCACAACCUGGCGCUCUAUGAGGACUGGCUGCUGUCGGGCAAGCAGAGCGACGAGUUCCUGGGGGACCGAGCGGACGGCUGCCAGCGGGUGGAGCUCAAGCAGGGGUACACCUUCAUCAUCCCCUCAGGUUGGAUCCAUGCCGUGUACACGCCCGAGGACACCCUGGUGUUUGGCGGGAACAUUCUGCACAGCUUCAACAUUCCAAUGCAGCUGAGCAUCCAUGAGAUCGAGAACAGGACCAGGGUUCGUUCCAAGUUCCGCUACCCGUUCUUUUACGAGAUGUGCUGGUACGUGCUAGAGCGCUACGUCCACUGCCUCACCCAACGCACCCACUUGACUCCGCACCUCUGUCAAGAUACAACACAGACAGAGACCGAUUCCAAGACCAGCCCAGCUUCCGAGGGCAAGUUGGACGCGUUGGACGAGGACUCGUGUGAUUCCAAAACCAAGAGCGCCGGUCUACCCAGAGAAGACAACCCCUGUUCCCCUCAAGACGCUCCGACACCCACCUCAGCGGCUCCCCUCAGUAGCGACCCCAUCACCACCACCACCACCACCACCAUCCACAUGGACGAGAACUCCUCCUCCACGUUUCCCAAAAGCCCUUGCGGCGGCGGCGGUUCCCCGAGGUCAGAGGUCACGACGGGCCGGUGGACGUACCUGACAGACUUUGAGUUGGAGGGUCUCCAGGCGCUGGUGGAGAAGCUGGAGGGGCUCCCUGAUAACAAGCGCUGCGUGCCCAGCAACAUCCAGGACCCCACCGCCCUGCUGCAACACAUGAAGGCUGUCUUGAAAGACCAUGCGGCAGAUGACCCCAAGCUGGCCAUCACUGGUGUCCCUAUUGUGGGCUGGCCCAAAACGACUGUCAAGCGCUCAGCCAACAACCGGCCGGCCAAAGUCGCCAAGGCGACGGGCGGCUCUCCCUCGGCCGUGGGCGGCGGUGGUGGCAAGGUGUCCGGGGGGCGUGUGUCAUCGUCGGGCUCGCGACGGCGGCGGACGCGAUGCAGGAAGUGCGAGGCGUGCACGCGGACGGAGUGCGGCGAGUGCCACUUCUGCAAGGACAUGAAGAAGUUUGGCGGGCCGGGACGCAUGAAGCAGUCCUGCAUCAUGAGACAGUGCAUCGCGCCGGUGCUUCCCCACACGGCGGUGUGUGGUGUGUGUGGUGAGGCGGGGAAGGAGGAGCAGGCGGAGGAGGAGGAGGACAAGUUCAAGCUCACCCUGAUGGAGUGCUCCAUCUGCAACGAGAUCACACACCCCAACUGCCUCAAGGUGAAGGACUCCAGUGGCACCGUGAACGACGAGCUCCCCAAUUGCUGGGAGUGUCCCAAGUGCAACCACGCCGGCAAGUCGGGGAAACAAAAAAGGGGGCCGGGCUUCAAGUACGCCUCCAACCUGCCGGGCUCGCUGCUCAAGGACGGUAGCAGCAGGCGGGACCCUGCUACCACCCCGGGCGGUCACCCCCUCCGGGACCCCAAAGACGAGCCGCCCAGCCCCAGCCCCACCUUCACCACCGACACCGGCUCCCCCACGGUGCCCUCCCUGGACAAGCGCAAGGCAGCGGCGGCGGCGGCGGAGGACAGAGAGGAUGUAUCUACUACGACGUCUUCAUCCGCCCGGCCCAAGGCAGGGGAGGUGCCUCUUCUGAGCAAGCGUUCCCACGGCGAGGGCCAAUCGCGGCCCAAGCUGGAGGAGAACCCACUGCGGAAGAAGAGGAAGCUGUUUGACGCGGACGCUGAGCCCAGUGCCAGGAAAAAGAAAAAAACCAUAAAAUCCGAGAACUCCACAUCCGGCAAGCUUUUAGCAUCUGUCAAAGUAGAGAAGGAAGAGGAGGAGGAUGAGUAUGGGCGCUCGGAGGAGCGUGAAGAGGAAGAGGAGGAUGGGGAUGACGAGAGGGAGGAAGAACAAGAGGACGAGGAGGAGGAGGAGAGGAGUGAGAAGAAAGUGGAGAAGAAGAAGGGCCCUCCUACCAGUUUGCUGUCCAGGAAGAGCAAACAGGAGCGCAACAAAGCGCAGUACAGGUCUUCGAAGGCGGGGCCUAGCAGCGGCGGCGACAGCCAAUCAGCCGUCGACAGGACCCAGCCCAGAUCCAAUCAGAAGGUGCGACCGCAGCAGAAGACGAGUCAAGUCAAGAGGGAGCCGAAGCAGGAAGUGCGGGUGAAGGAGGAGCCUGUGAACGGCCAGCACGGCAGCCGGCGGCCAAUCAAAACGGAGCCUCAGGAGAUCGAAGAGGACGAGGAGAACGAGGAGGAGGAGGAGGACGACGAGGAUGAAGACGACGACGAUCGAGAUCACUCAAGGGGCGGGAGGUUGAACGGAGACAGGAAGCCCCUCCUGAGUAACGGACAUGGCGGCCGCCGGCGUAACGGCAGCGACCUGGCCGACUGGCUCUACACGGGCCACGAGCGGAACGGCAACUCCAGCGCCCUCCGGAGGCCGACCCUGUCACCGCAGCAGCAGCAUAGCUGGAGCCGCAGUCCACCACCUCCGCCUUCGCCUCACGGGCGCACCCCCCACCACAUCACCCGCUCGCCCCCCAACAACACCUGCUCCUCGUCGCCUCCGCAGGAGCGUCACGUGAUACGGCCCCCGCCCAUCAGCCCCCCGCCCGACUCGCUGCUGCUGGCCAACGGGCGCCAGCACGCCAUGCGCCGCGAGCUCUGGACGGCCGUCUUCAGGCACCUGGCCCACAAGGAGCUGUGCGUCUGCAUGCGCGUCUGCAAGACCUGGAAUCGAUGGUGUUGUGACAAGCGGUUGUGGGCGCGUAUCGACCUGAGCCGCUGCAAGUCCAUCAGUCCUCUGAUGCUGAGCGGCAUCGUACGCAGGCAGCCCGCCACCCUGGACCUCAGCUGGACCAACAUCUCCAAGAAGCAGCUCAGCUGGCUCAUCAACAGGCUGCCUGGUCUGCGAGAGCUGCGUCUGGCGGGGUGUUCGUGGGCGGCGGUGGCGGCUCUCUGCACGGCCAGCUGUCCCCUGCUGCACGCGCUCCAUCUGCAGUGGGUAGAGGGACUCAGGGACGCACAGCUGGAGGACCUGCUCUCCACGCCCACAGACAACAGGCCAGGUCAGCUGGAGAGCCGCACGCGGCUGCGUAACCUGGUGGACCUGCGUCUGGCGGGGCUGGACGUGACGGACGCGUCCCUGCGCUUGCUGAUUCGGCACCUGCCCCAGCUGGCGCGGCUGGACCUCAGCUACUGCAACCACAUCACGGACCAGUCCGUCAACAUGCUCACCGCCGCCGGCACCAGCACCCGCGACUCCCUCACCGAGAUCAACCUCUCCGUGUGUAACCGGGUGACGGACCAAUCCCUGUCCUACUUCAAGCGCUGCGGGAGCAUCUGCCACAUCGACCUGCGCUACUGCAAGCAGGUGACCAAGGAGGGCUGCGAGCAGUUUGUGGCGGAGAUGUCCGUCAGCGUGCAGUUCAGCCUGGAGGAGGAGAAACUCCUGCGCAAGCUCACCUAGGAAACUAGUGACCUGUCUCCUAGGCAACAGCAAUGUCAACAGUCAGGUUACCUAGGCAACAGGGAUAUCACCAUAGCACCUACAGUGGAACUGCUGUGCAAGCUCACCUAGGAAACGGCGACCUCUGUCCUAGGCAACAGCAAUGUCAACAGUCGGGUUACCGAGGAAACAGGGAUGUCACCACAAUACCUACAGUGGAACUGCGGCGCAAGCUCAGCUGGACAAUAACAGAGAUAUGUCCCACGCAUCUGUGGCACCACCUAGGGAACAGUGAGGUCACCUUGGCAACAGGGAUGUCACCUUGGCAACAGUGAUGUCACCUUGGCAACAGGGAUGUCACCUUGGCAAUAUUGAUGUCUACUGGCCAACAGUGAUGUCUCUUAAGACACAGCAAUGUCACCUAGAUAACAGAGCUAUUUCCUACGCCACAGUGAUGUCAACUUGGCAACUGUGAUGUCACCCUAGACAACGCUGAGUAUUACCACCCAUUUAGGCAGCCCAGACCAGCAGCAUCACCUUUGGUUAGUAAGGGUCAGCCACUUCAACAUCAGUGGACCAGCAAGACCUUGGCAGUGGAGAGCAGGGGUGUGUCCGCUGGGCAGCAUCUGGCCAUUGACAUCUUCUAGGCCAGUGAUUCUCAAACUGUGGGCUGGGGCCCACUGGUGGGCCCUGAAAGUAUUCCAAGUGGGCCUUGAAAUCAUUUUCCAAAAAUCAAAGUAACAUUUUUGUGUGUGUUGCUGUUGAUUUAUUUGAGUUUUAUUGUUUAUCGGGUCAUAGGUGGGCCCCGAAAAUUUGGUAAAAUGUCAGGUGGGCCCCAAGUUGGAAAAGGUUGAGAACCCCUGUUCUAGGCUGCCUAGACCAGCAUCAUGACUUCAUCCCAGCCUUUGUAUUGGCCAGUGAGACUACCACCACCACUACCACCACCACCACCGCAAUGUCGACCGAGGGAUAUAACCAAGGUUACUGAUGUCACCAUUUCAUUGAACACCAAGAACAUCAUCACCUCCAUGUCACUGACCAGCAAACUUACUCAAGGAACGCAAAUGAGUCGGUUCACCCAGGGAAAUGUUUGCAAGUAACAAUGACGGUGGGGAAAGUGGGGGGGCACUUGUUGGCAAACUGCCACCGGUGAUGAGUGCACUUGGGAUUCUGAUUGGAGCCGUAUCCUUGGAUAUGGUCAUAUGCAGAUGGAGCUGUAUCAUUGGAUAUGGUCAUAUACAGAUGGAGCCGUAUCCUUGGAUAUGGUCAUAUGCAGAUGACCAAUGAGGAUUCUGAUUGGAGCCGUAUCCUUGGAUAUGGUCAUAUGCAGACGGCCAAUGAGGCUCCAUGGACACACUCCCCUGUCUGGUGACUCCUUAGACUGCAGUCCUCACACACUCCACACACACUGGACACCGGAGCACUGUCUAGAUGGGCAACACACACACACACACACACACACACGCACGCGCGCACACACUCACACAUGCACAGUCAGGCACAUACACUGUAGCCCUAAGUAUAAAGCUUGCAUGUCACUGGUCAGUAGCCCUAAGCAUUGUCAUGUGGCGGCAGUGUUACUGCAAGACUAUUGAUGAGGGAUGAUCUUUCACGCACACAGCAGCCUGAUCUCACAAAAUUCUGUGAAAUGUACAUGGAAGCUGUGACAAUUUCAUAGUUUUUGCCAAAAGUCUAUGUUAGGGUCACGGAAGUGUCCCACUGGGUUGAUGGGCUACCAAAUUCUUGUACUGAACUAAAGAAUGCUAGCAGUACAAGCUGUGCCCAGACCAAAACAACCCUAAGCUGUCAGUAAGAUGUGGCAAUGUGGAGAAAUCACUUCCGCGAUCCCAUCACGGAAGGCACUUCCGUUAGCCCUUCACAGAAUUUUGGCAAAAUCUAUGCAACAGCCCCAGAUUUUCUGUCACAAUGCUCUGUGUUCAUUUCACGGAAUUCUGUGAGCUCACGUUGUGUAGACAUACCUAGUACACGCACUUAGUUGCAGACAUCUGUACAUUCACAAGUAAGUGUUACACUGUAUACAUAGACAGACUAACCCUUCGUUCACACCAGCACCAUCUGCUGACAGAUCCCAUUGGCUUUUUAAUGGGGCAGACGCACCCCCAUCAAUGCACGAAUACACAACCAACCAUGCACACAUACAGUAUAUACACGAUCCCCCAAUCCUCUCAUGCCAUUUUGCUGCUCAUGCCAAAUCGUUUUUUCUUUAAAGCACAUCUCCUUAUUUUGUGUGGUUUUGCUGCAUCUCUUUAAGUUGUUUGUAUUUUAAGUUAUACUGUUGAGCGGUCAUGUGUUGCUCAACGAUGGGACACGAUGGGACACUUUUGGGUCCAUAUUUUUAUGUUUGUGAGAGACUUUUUUGUUUUGUUUUGUUUUUCAAAAGCAAUGCAAACCUCAAGUUUUCCUGCAGGUUUAUUUUUGUACAAGAACUUGUUAAUUUUAUUUCUUACAGUAUAUAUAUAAUAAUAUUGUAAAAGACACUCUCCCUGUUGUAUUGGUUACAUUCCAUUAGUGUCAUCAUUGUUUUAGUUGAUAGUUGAUUUGCGUAAGACUGCAGAUAUCCUUUUUUAUGUAGGAAGGUAAUAUAAUUUAAUUUAUAUGCAGAAUUGCCUCUUUCCACAUGGGAGAGGGCGCGGCAGAGAUACUCCAGGAGACUGUUAUUUUGUUCAUGUGGAUUUAUAUCUGAAAACAGAAAAAAGACAAGACAAUUUGCACUGUUUGACAUAAAUAAAUAGUUAUUUUUCUUAA
Messenger RNA from Engraulis encrasicolus (European anchovy), 7561 nucleotides. It is a transcript of the gene kdm2bb, whose product is annotated as lysine (K)-specific demethylase 2Bb. The record is from RefSeq and is a predicted model, not a curated record. Gene Ontology annotation, biological process: protein demethylation; regulation of transcription by RNA polymerase II. The transcript has 21 exons. NCBI's taxonomy places the organism in Eukaryota, Metazoa, Chordata, Actinopteri, Clupeiformes, Engraulidae. Bases 644 to 4816 code for a protein of 1390 amino acids. Gene Ontology annotation, molecular function: DNA binding; transcription coregulator activity; protein binding.